This is a messenger RNA of Opisthorchis viverrini, 3889 nucleotides long. RefSeq lists its product as hypothetical. Gene Ontology annotation, molecular function: poly(A) binding. Gene Ontology annotation, cellular component: PAN complex; P-body. NCBI's taxonomy places the organism in Eukaryota, Metazoa, Platyhelminthes, Trematoda, Opisthorchiida, Opisthorchiidae. Gene Ontology annotation, biological process: mRNA processing; nuclear-transcribed mRNA poly(A) tail shortening. The record is from RefSeq and is a predicted model, not a curated record. The transcript has 14 exons. The coding region runs from base 333 to 2966 and encodes 877 amino acids.
GGCAAUUUGAGUAGCCAGGUUUUUGGCACUUGGAUCCGCAUUGUGAAAGCUCAUUCUGAACUUAUCUUAAAAAUUCCCUGGUUUUGCUUGUUUAUGGCUUCUAAUUUUUACUGUGGUGGAUCAGGGGGGCAGUUCAAUAAUAUGUUGACAUAUCCAAUGAAGGGCUUAACUCUUGGGCCGUCCUCUGCCCCCGUAAGAUCAGUUGCUACACUUUAUAUUUGCUUUAGUCACUGGAUCUUGUUACAGGGACUAGCAGUCCGGUUGGUCUGAGCCACUUGUCAAAUUACUCCAGACCACCUUCAGGCGCAACGCCGGACGGUUCUCUGUCGAAUAUGUUUCGCGGCCAGCAGACGCGCCCAGGCGGCAUCUCUGACUACUUUAUGUCACAAAUGGGAACCAUUAAUGCUGGAGGCCUCCGACCUUCAGUCAUUUCAGGAGUAACGGGCAAUGGAUCCAACUGUGCCCCCUCAGUUUUCCCCGGACAGAAUGGAUUGUUUAAAAUGAACGAGCGCUUUCGCGUACCCCCAAAAUCAACCGACUCUGAAAGUCCUUUCUUUGGGUUCCAAACUCCAACUCCUGGUCAGUCGGCUUCCAGAGUGCUCUCUAAUCUACAGGAUUCGAAUCAGAUGUCUUUCAACAACCAACUUUCGUCUGACUUAUGCUCACCUUUCGUAUCUGGUCGCUUUGGUAGCGCCGGUGGUGACAAUUUUCAUUCUGAAGACGCCAUUGGUCAUGUUAAUGAGGGUCAUGCAGAACUUUCCCACCUCCCAACAACUACGAGUAGUCUUGACAAUAUAUUGUCUAUACCUCCUUCGUACUCAUCUAUCCUCCCCUCACCUGGCAAGUCCAACCCACAGGCUGCUUUCCAGUCGUCUGCGGCCGCUAACCCAAAUCUAAAUAUGCCUGUUGUCGAGGCUUCGAUUGAACUGCGACCAGAUGGGAAGGUUCCAAAUUUGGGCCAUUCUCGCCCCGGUCUAACCACACAGUAUUAUACCAGUCAGCAAUUCAAUUCGGCGCGUGAUCUUCAAGCUUCUGGUAAUCUUAAAGCAGCCAACUGGAUCCUGGUUCCUCCGGUUCCCGAGGGAACUGCUGCGCAUAUGCGUACUGGCAGGGUGCAUGAACUGAAAUCUCGCGCAUGUACCGAUCGUGUAUUCAACGCGUCCUAUAUGGAUCAUGAACUCAAGCAGGUUCUACACAACAAGGUUCAAGCAUGUCUUUUCACCAGUGAUGAGGCGACCAGAGAGAUUGCCAAGCGAUUUGUCCGCACUUUACGCGGCCCAGGAAAGCGUAGGGAGAAACGACUCCGGACGAGUGCUUGGUCGGAAUCCGCAAAUAUGUUCCAGAAUGACCGGCAUUCGGUUAUUGAUCCGCAGUGUGAUCGAUCUGAGUGUGUGGCCGACAUGCUGUUGGAGGACAUCAUAAGGCCAGACGACUUCGGCUGUUUCGAAAAACUCCCUCGCAAUUUGGGUGCAUACACAGACUUGGUACCUCUCGAAGUGAUGCAACAGCCUCGUGUGUCUGUGACGUUUGGACUUCCUUGUGUCUGUUUCAAAGCUUGGUCUCCACGGUUUGGUCGACCGAUGCUUCUACGUCGGGUAAUUCUUCCCGUGGACCACGAGGCCGCCUUAUCUCCAGAUGCAUAUCUUCUCGCAAAACAGUUAUCUGAGUUGGAUCAUCCGGCGGUGGUAGGAUUUCGUGACGUCUUUUUCACCAACGCCUUCAACGACAAUUCCGCUGUGGUUGUGUACGAAUACACUCCGUGUUCCUCCACGCUACAGCAAACUCACAUGAGUGAUCCGAUGAAACUCACAAGCUUCAGUUCACCUUUUAACAUCAGUCGAACAGUGCGACCCCACAGCGCUCUCAAAAGUGGUCCAUCCGAUUUGGGAAUGCUUCCGGAAACCACAUUGUGGUCCUACCUGGUUCAGCUAGUCCAUGGAAUUCGAUUCAUACAUCAACAAGUUCAUCGAGCCUGUGGCAUUUUAGAUCCCACGAAAGUCCUAAUACAAGAUGGAACACGCCUACGUAUCAACUGCUUCGGACUAAAAGAUAUCCUGUUCCAUCAAUCUCAGGAUCCCAACCUUGCUGAAGAUCAAGCUGGUGAUUUCGUGCAAUUGGGGAAGCUUCUCGUGGGGGCAGCCUGCGGUACUGCUGAAGCCAUUCAGACGAACCAACGAGUGACAUCAUUCAACUUGUUGCAGCGUACUUACAGACCGGAAAUGGUCACGCUUCUGCGCGGUCUGAUCUCGGGACAGAUUACUGGUGUGGAUCAACUAAUGCGGGCCACAUCACCGUACGUGUACGACCAGCUCACGACAGUGUCAGACCACUCUGACUUUCUCGAACGUCAACUCUUCUUGGUCGGUUCGAGAUUCAGUGUCGACAAUGAUUUUCGGUACUAUAUGGUACACAUAAACAAUGUGGUGGACAAUAAUUGUAAAUAUAACCUUUUUCAGGGGAUGGAGUGCGACCGAUUGUUCCGACUAAUCUGCAAGUUGCAGUCUAUUGUCGAACGAAAUGAUCGUAAUGGCACGAAUCCGGACUGGUCGGAAACUGGAGAUCGAUACAUGCUAAAGCUGUUCCGGGAUUUUGUAUUCCAUCAAACAGAUCAGCUGGGUGCUCCGUAUUUGGACUUAUCGCAUAUCAUCACGACCUUAAACAAGGUUGAAGCCAGUUCUCAUGAGCGCCUCUGUCUCGUUAGCCGUGAUAGUCAGAACGUCAUACUGAUGACGUAUGCCGAUAUCAAGCAAUGGCUGGACUCGAGUUUCUCCCAUUUGGUCGAAAGGCACCGACAAAGCCGUUGUGAAAUCCAAAUGGCACAACAACGGGAAAUCCGACAGCAUCAGCAGCAACGCCAACAACAACAACAACAACAGCAGCAGUCUACUCCGCUUUCUGUUGCAGAAACCGACGCAGCCAGUGGAAGGCCUUCCAGUGGUGGAUUGCUUGUCUCAGAGAGUUCAUAGCCUUGCUCCAACCAACUCGGGUAACAUUUUUAUGUCUUUCCAAAUUUACUGCAUUGACCCUGCGUCCCAGUGUGGUUCUUUUUGACUUCCGAUUGCCCUCGGGUUUGUCCACAAGAUACUGUCGUGUCACUUUGCUUGACUGCAUUUUUCACCCUUAUCUUCCCCUAUAUUUGGCUCAUCAGUUGUGAUGCAGUACGAAAAUGUCUACCUUCCUGGGUCCGCUGCCCUCCUUCUCACCAUCUCUUACUCUCGCCCAUCCCGCAAACGACAACAGCCGCACCCCGCCUGUGCAUACUAAUCUUACCACUACCUCGUUCUUUGCACACAAACACGCUCCCUAUUUUUGGAUCUUGUUUUUAUUAUCACCAGCGGGAGAGUUUCUGCCCAAAAGAGAUGUGACCAAACAGAAUUCUUCCGCCCAAUGACCGUCGUCCACUGCCUCGGUCCGCUUACUAUUUGCGCUCUCUCGCCUCGUUCUCUGUUCGUACUUGUGAAACUUGUCUGACGCGAUUGAUUUUGGGUUAGUUAUUGUUUCUACUGAUCCUGACUUUCCCCGCCCGGUCGAGAGUGUGGUGUAAUGCCCCAAAUAAUGUUUCCACGUACCGUGCUGCAUCUUGCAUUGCGUUUCCAACCAACAGUAAGCUUCAGGGGCUCGCCUCUUUUUUACUUGUUAUCAGUUUAUGCAUUUGAGUCAACUUGCUGGACUCGGAGUUUAUGUACAUGUUUUCUCUACGUCCUGGUUGGUGUCUUAAUCUUUUCUCGUUCCCUCAUCCUCCAGUGGCCUAUUCUCAGACGCGUACACAGAGUUAAUCACCAGGUGUCCUGGUCCACCAGAACGUGACCAUUAAUCUUGUCCAACAUUCAUUUUGUAAAAUCCUCUUAGUACAAUCUUAUGUAUUCAUUGGAAACUACAUAAAUACCAC